AUGUAUUACAAAAAAUCAAGUGGGGUACCUUCUUGGUUUCAAGGCUUAGAAGAUCAAUGGGAAGAUCCUAUAGAAGAUGAAAGAGAAGAAUAUCAUAAUCCGCAAGAAAUAUUUGACAAUUAUAUAAGGCGCUCAGAGAAUGAACCACGAGGCGAACAAGCAAACGAAAAAGAAGACAAAGGAGUGGACCUAGAAGAAGAUUACAAUUAUUUCUCCUCGUCUCUGGAAAAUUUAUUGUUUUAA
Molecule: messenger RNA, 243 nt
Organism: Funneliformis caledonium
Lineage: Eukaryota; Fungi; Glomeromycota; Glomeromycetes; Glomerales; Glomeraceae
Source: the annotation of a GenBank genome assembly